AUGAACGAGUCACUCAUGAUAAUCGGUGCAAUAGCCGCCAUGUCACUGGUUCUUUGUAGCGUCGUAGCCUAUCGCCUCAGCUCCUUAGCGGGCGAUGUCGCGUUGCCGGAUACCGUCCUGUCGAAGGACAAUAGCUCGCUGGAGGAGGAUUUUAAAGACAUUCUACAGUUCAUGCCUCUGGCCGCGAUACAAUCGAUCGUCAACCAUUAUCUCAAGUGCGAUCCGCAGAUCGACAACACCGUGAGCUUCAUCGAGGAUCAGAAGAAGUAUAUCGCCCGAGAGUUCCAGCGAAUGCCGCAACUGGCUCGUCUCGCGAGCUUCUUGAGGGAGAACGGCUUGGAGAUCGAUAAUUGGUACGAUAAAAUUCAACAUCUCUGGAGGACGAGGACCACUUUCGCUAAUUCGGAUCCGAGCGCCACCACAGGCGGCCUGAGCGUGAUGAUUCACAGGAUCCUGAACACCGUGCCGCAGGAUCAACUGCACAAACUGCUGCGGCGAAAAGUGAAAUGUUCCGGUAGCUUCCGCAGAUUUCUGCAAGCGCUCAGGUCCAAGGACUUUGUGGACCUGCGCGACAGCGCCGAGAAAAAUAUCGUGCUGCAGCAACACGUCUUCUGGGCGCGGCAAGAGUCUAUCGAGAUCACAUUCGCCUUGGAGUUGCUCAACAACUUCUACGUCUACGUAACGGAAGAAAUCGAAUAA
This is a messenger RNA of Harpegnathos saltator (Jerdon's jumping ant), 699 nucleotides long. RefSeq lists its product as uncharacterized. The record is from RefSeq and is a predicted model, not a curated record. Lineage: Eukaryota; Metazoa; Arthropoda; Insecta; Hymenoptera; Formicidae. Bases 1 to 699 code for a protein of 232 amino acids. The transcript has a single exon.